Adelges cooleyi (spruce gall adelgid) is the source of this 2293-nucleotide messenger RNA. RefSeq lists its product as uncharacterized. The transcript is spliced from 6 exons. Gene Ontology annotation, biological process: transmembrane transport. The record is from RefSeq and is a predicted model, not a curated record. Lineage: Eukaryota; Metazoa; Arthropoda; Insecta; Hemiptera; Adelgidae. Gene Ontology annotation, cellular component: membrane. Gene Ontology annotation, molecular function: transmembrane transporter activity. The coding region runs from base 503 to 1810 and encodes 435 amino acids.
GUUAUUAGCACAUGCGGUAAGAGAAGUAGAAUCAGACUGUAGUACUUACUACUUAGUAGUAAACAUUUAUUCGUCUAGACAUGUUAUUCAAAUUAAAAAUUAUACAUUUGUAAAUACCCAUACACAUUUUCAAAACGUAUGGAGCACUAUUUUUAUAGUGCUUAGCGUGUACCCACGUCAGCAUGGUCGAUUAUUUGUCCUAGACCACAUACACCCGUUAACCUGAUAACACACGGGCAUAUGGAAGAUUCGGAAACUUCCCAACUUCCCAGUGCUUUUAGGGUUUCCUUUCCAAAUAAUAUUCUAAUACACAGGAGCCCCUAUGGAGACUAACGGAAAAUCGAACGACUUUUUCAGCCAAAUCCAUAGGAAUUAUCUAUUGAAACCAAACCAUGUGCAUAAGAAAAAAAAUAUUAGCCGAGUGCGAAUAAAAUGAUUAGAAAAAUCUGCUGAGUCACAGCUGUUAACAUACCACACGCUAUGGCUUGCGUUUGUUGUCACUAUGCCAUGUCUAGCUCCUGGAAUGAGUUUUGGAUAUUCUGCCAUAGUAUUGGAUCAAUUAUCGUUGACAGUUAGUGAAGCCUCUUGGUUUGCCAGUCUACCGUCUACAUUGAUGCCAGUGGGUUGUCUAAUUAGUGGACCGUUGAUUGAUCGACUAGGACGUAAAACAGCGUUAAUGGUCGUCAAUUUCCCGUCCAUUUUGGGAUGGCUAUUCCUAGCUCAGCAACCGGCUGAUUUGACCGUUCUGUACGUAGGACAACUACUGGUAGGCCUGUCGGUGGGCAUGGCGUCGACCCCCGCCACGAUUUACGCCGCCGAAUGCAUAACCGUCAAUUUCACAGGGCUCAGAGGUUGUUUUACUAUUUUGGCUUCGAUUAUGCUUAACUUCGGUAUGUUCCUGACUUACUUGCUGGGUCUGCUGUUACCCGCGUUCGUGGUCGCCUACAUCGCGGCGGUCGUUUCGUUUACAUCUCUGUUGGCCAUUUGUCUACUGAUACCGGAAAGCCCUCCGUGGUUGUUCGAGCAAGGCCGACACGGAGACGCCGAGUUCUCGCAAAAAGUGUUGCGCAUAACCCAGCCCAUCCUGCAAACGCCCAAAGCGGCGGCGGCGGAAACGACCGUCGAAAAACCCGCGCAACAAACGGAAUUCUUCGUCAGACUUCGCGACCCGGACGUCUACAAACCCAUCGUGAUCAUGACGACGUUUCUAUUUUUCCAACAGUUCAGCGGUUCGUUCGUGCUGACCACGUACUUGAUCCAGAUAUUACAAAGCCUAAACGUGACGACGAACGACUACUUGGUCACGUUGGUGGCCGGGUUCACCAAUCUAGCGGCCAUGGUCAUUUUGUCGGCGCUGCUGACGAAAAGCGGUUUCAAGCAAUUGGCGUUGAUAUCCUGUGCCGGUGUAUCGGUGUCGAUGUUGUCUCUGUCGGCGUACCUGUACCUGAAGGUCGACGACCAAUUUUUGACCAACGUGGUGGUCAUAACUUGUAUACUGUUCUAUAUGGCGAUGAACGGGCUCGGGCUGAGACCGAUACCGUACGCAAUGCUCGGUGAAGUUUUCCCGACCGACGUGGCCGGCGUGGCCGGUUCGUUUGCCGCUUGCAGUUCUUCUGUAUUUAAUUUUAUCGCUAUCAAAUUAUUCCCAUACCUCCGGCUGUGGAUCGGAUCCGGAGUGUUUAUUAUGUACGGCGUACUGGCGUUGUGCGCUUUAAUUUUCGUCGACAAAUGUCUCCCGGACACCAAAGGUAAAACCAUAAAACAAAUCAGCGACGGUUUCAAUAAUUGUAAAACGGAAAUAAUAAUUUAAACUUACUAACUUAGAAGAUAUUUGGAUCUCAAUUUUUUUUUUUUGCUUAUAAGUACGAAAACUUUUGAAUUUAUGUUCUUUUUUUUCUACCUAUGUAUUUUAUAGUUAUUAAACACAACGUUAAAUUGCGUUAAAUUGUGACAACUUAUAAAAUAUCAAAAUUGCGAUUAUAACACCUAUGUAUUCAUAAUAUAAUGUUGAUUACGUUUUAUUGUACACCUAUAUUCUGUAUUUAAUAAGUAACGACUAUAAUACUCUGUCGUAUGUCAUUCGAAACACUUGAUGACCGUCUCUGCUGAUUUAUAGAAAAAGACAUAGCGCAACAAACGGUUCUACAAAAUUCGGACGAGUUGACCAAAAUUUUAAACUGUUGCUGUACGAAAGAGUUUUUCACGAGGAACCCACAUCUGCCUUCAAAAUUAAGAUAAAACUCAUAAUUCGACAAUUUUCUAAAAAAAAAAAAAUUGUAUUACAAAAUAGCAC